Molecule: messenger RNA, 1167 nt
Organism: Penicillium roqueforti
Lineage: Eukaryota; Fungi; Ascomycota; Eurotiomycetes; Eurotiales; Aspergillaceae
Product: DNA-directed RNA polymerase I subunit RPA43
Exons: 1
Coding region: 1-1167 (388 amino acids)
Biological process (GO): DNA-templated transcription initiation
Cellular component (GO): RNA polymerase I complex
Source: RefSeq, a predicted model, not a curated record
AUGGCAAUUGACGAAAUGGAAAUCGACAACAUGCCGCUGCGCACAGCGGACGCAGAGCGCAAGCGCAAAUCCAAAAACAAGGACGCAUCUGCAUCCACAUCACCAUCCAAAAAGCGAAAGCAAACCCCAUCCUCAAAAGCCGCCGCUCCACAACAUGUCCAAGACUCCGAUCCCGAGUCCCCCUUCACUCUCACAACAGCAACCCUCUACCUGCCCCUGUCGCCCAUCUCCAUCUCGCCAACGCACGCGCUGGCCUCGCUGCUGGCCGAGCAUCUCUCGCCACUGCUCCUAACCUACUUCCCACCGCUGAAGGGCAUCGUCCUGGCGUACUCCCAUGCCUCGAUUUCCAGCAAUCCGCCGGCCAAUACAAGCUCUUUCUCGGAUCCGAACCCGGAGCCGCUCACCCUCGCCAAAUCCGCGGACGAGUACGGUGUCUUGUACGUCUACCUGACCGCUACGUUCCUAAUGUUCCGGCCAAAGCGCGGCCAGACUCUCGAUGGAUGGGUGAAUGUGCAGUCGGAGGGAUUCCUCGGCGCUGUCGUGUUCAACUUGUUCUCUGUCGGCGUUGAGCGCAAGCGUCUGCCUUCGAACUGGAAGUGGGUGCCGCCUGGCGAGGAGGCCGAGACGCCGGCUUUGACCGAUGACGACUCGGCCUCUGAUGGGGAUAUGGCCGACUUCGACGCCGAGAAGGAAUGUUUCAAGCCUGCUUCGCUUUCGGCUGAGGAGAUCGCGAUCGAGGGCGAGGAGGAUGCGUCUGCUCACACCGGUUACUUCCAGUCUGUUUCUGGACACCGCGUAACUGGCUCUGUGCGCUUCCGUGUUGUUGAUGUGGAUGUCAUUCCUGGUUCGGAGCGCGAUCGCGGGUUCCUUAGUAUUGAGGGGACUAUGCUUUCUGUUGAGGAGGAGGAGAGACUCUCUGAGUCUGAGCGCCAGGGACAGUCCUUGCCUCCGUCGUUCUUCCCAUCGCCGAAGAAGCUCUCUGGGUCUAUUCCCGUGAUGGACGUCCCGGCGGCGUCGGCAGUGCAAGAGCUGUCGACUGUGGAUGUGCAUCUGGAGCCUAGCCCUAAGAAGGAAAAGAAAGAAAAGAAGGAGAAGAAAGUGAAGGAGAAGAAGGAAAAGAAGGAGAAGAAGUCCACUUCCAAGUCGAAGAAGAGCAAGGACGAAUAA